This is a messenger RNA of Necator americanus (New World hookworm), 1185 nucleotides long. RefSeq lists its product as uncharacterized. Gene Ontology annotation, molecular function: cation binding; protein serine/threonine phosphatase activity. The record is from RefSeq and is a predicted model, not a curated record. Gene Ontology annotation, cellular component: cytosol; nucleus. Lineage: Eukaryota; Metazoa; Nematoda; Chromadorea; Rhabditida; Ancylostomatidae. The coding region runs from base 1 to 1185 and encodes 394 amino acids. Gene Ontology annotation, biological process: positive regulation of canonical Wnt signaling pathway; negative regulation of canonical NF-kappaB signal transduction; positive regulation of canonical NF-kappaB signal transduction. The transcript has 11 exons.
AUGUCCGUUUCACCUGCACGGCGUUUUGUUGCUGAACAACUCACUGGUUUCUUUUCUAGACACAUGGCUGAAACACCAGGGAAACGAAAAUCUGCUGCUCUGUCCCUGUAUGACGAUGACGAUGAAGAAUCUCCCCCAGUCAAGAGGGCUUCCGGAGGAUUGUACGACAGUGGUGAUGAAGCUUUGACCUCAAGUGUUUCUGCCCCGUCAACAGAGAAACAAGAUAGCCAGCUUAGCAAUGGAGGAUCCAAGAAGGAGGAGCCCAGGGAAACAAUUUCAAGUCUUGAGCCUCCCCACCUGACUGCAGUCCUUGGAUGUCGACGUGAGCUGCCAUUUGUCAAGAGAUGCUCUCUUUACGCUAUUUUUGAUGGACACGCGGGAGCCCGUGCAGCUAAGUACUGUGAGGAGCACAUUCCUUCAACUCUGAAGAAAAAGUUGAGUUCGUAUGGAGAUUUGAACACGAUGGAAAAGCAGCUGAAGCGUACUUUUACUGAAACGUUCAAAAACGUUGAUGAAGCAUUUCUGAAUGAAGCCAAGAAACAUAAGCCAGUUUGGAAGGAUGGAACCACGGUAACGUGCGUCCUGCUAAUGAACGAUUCACUAUAUGUUGCGAAUUUAGGUGAUAGCAAAGCUAUCGUCUGUCGGCAGAAAGAUGAUGGUUUCUCCUCAAUUGAACUCACCGUGGAUCACAACCCGACGAGUUAUGAUGAGAGGAUGCGAAUACAGAAAGCAGGUGGAACUGUUAGAGAUGGACGUGUGAAUGGGAUCAUUGAAGUGUCACGAUCUAUCGGUGAUGGACAGUUUAAAACACAUGGAGUUACGUGUGUGCCGGACAUGAAGAAGCUCACCAUCACUCCUAAUGACAGCCCGACUGGAGUUAGCAAUGCCCCCAGCUCUAUCGAAGCCAAUGUCUUCAAAGUGCCGCUUCGGGCACAACUGCUUACGCAACCGCACCAAGGACUUGGUAGACUGGGAGCCGAAGAAGUCAGUGACCCCCAGACCAUUGUGGUCGAAUUUCCGAAAAUCCAGAGAAGGACCUUCCUGGAACGCAUAUCCGAUUUGGCUUGGGAGGGUCUCCUCCUCGUGGAACGAUGUGAAUUGAAACGAUACCCAACUCUCAUUUCUAGUAACCAGCUCUUCCAAAAACCCCUUUUGAUGCGGGCGGAGAAGAAACUGACAGAUUGA